CUUGUGUCGCUUACAAUGUGGUUUUUUAUUGAUUUGAAUGAAAGUACAGCGUGUAUCCGACACAGGACAACCUCCAUUUCAAGCAAUACCACAUUGUUUGUUUCUUGUCGGUCCGUGUAUGUGGUGUGCGAUCAGCCAUGUCUAGUUCAAUCAAUCAUCAGGCACAUCACACCGGAAAAUUUCUAUGUAGUACCGGCUGAUGACGCAACUCUCAACACUACAGUGGCUGACAAGCGGGCCUUGGUCAUAAACCGGCUAUCAGGAGCAGUAACAUGUGAUUAUGGCGGAGAUUGGACUCCAUGUGGAGAGCAGAUGACAAUUUAUGGCAUCCUUGGCACGAUUCGGCUGAUUUCGGGUCUGGUGCUGGUGGUGGUGACCGAGCGAACGGUGGUCGGCCAACUCAACAAGCAGCUCAUAUUCUCGCUGGACAAUGCGGCCACCAUACAGUACUCGCGCUCGCUCACACAUCUCACUGAGGCUCAGAUUCGUAUGCAUAAAGAGUACUUGGAAAUGGUUAUGCAAGUAUUGACAACUCCAGGCCUGUACUUCUCAUAUACUUAUGAUAUCACCCACACACUCCAGCGGCUCCAAGACUUCUCUCCUGACUUUCUUGUUAAGCCGAUGUACUUGCGCGCGGAGUCGCGGUUCGUGUGGAACGGCCAUCUGUUGCACGAGUUGAGCCGCCAACUGGUGAGCGGCGCGGAGGCGGCGGGCGCCAAAUUCCUGCUGCCGCUGAUGCACGGCUUUGUGUCGAUCCGCGGCCUGGAACUGGGUGGCGAUCAGCGUCGCGUCACCGUGGCGGUCGUGUCGCGUCGCUCCACCGAACGCGCCGGCACGCGGCUCUAUGCGCGCGGCGUCGACAGCGACGGACGUGUUGCCAACUUUGUCGAGACCGAACAGAUAUUGGAGUCCGUGUGGGGCAUCACCUCUUUUGUGCAGAUCCGCGGCUCGAUCCCUCUGUUUUGGACGCAGCUGCCAAACCUGCGCUACAAGCCACCGCCCACCCUGCUGGCACACGAGGACCACAAGGCAGCCUUCCUGCGCCACUUGGACCUUGAGGUCAUCGACUACGGCCAGCUCGUGUGUGUCAGCCUCAUCGACCAACAUGGCGCCGAGGGCCAGCUCGCACAAGCUUUCAAACAGAAUAUGGAUGCCAUCAAUCGCCCUGUCAGGUACGAGGCAUUUGACUUCCACGCAGAGUGUCGCAAGCUGCGCUGGGAUAGGCUGAACAUACUGAUCGAUCGCCUGCAGCCGGACAUUGAGGAGUUCUCGCUGAAGCGCGACGGCACACUAGUGUCGCAGCAGUACACUGUCAUCCGCACCAACUGCAUCGACUGCCUCGACCGCACCAAUGUAGUCCAAUACAUGCUCGCCAACACCUGUCUGCUUGCCGCCUUGAAGAAGCAUACGAUGUUGCGACCGGGAGAAGAGGCUCCGUAUUUCUUCGAGGAUGCGCUGAAGAACAUGUGGGCUGACAAUGCGGACAUGCUGUCAACGCAGUACUCGGGCACUGGUGCACUCAAGACAGACUUCACGCGCACCGGCAAGCGAACAAGGCAGGGCAUGAUCAAGGACGGCAUCAACUCUAUCACCUUAAUGUGGUUAGUGGACGCUAUAGACUUAUUCCUUGGUCAAUAUAAAGUGAGUUCUGACGAAGGAGUUUUGACCAAAAGUCCUCUUGAGGUGAACCGUGGCUGGAAGUAUAUAACAUUUCCACUAAUUUUAUGCGUGGCGAUUGCCAUGUUCUGUGCCAAUGUCAUCACACCAUCUGAAUACACGAGCGGCUCAAUGAUGUGGCUGCUUUUCUGGGGCUCGAUGUGCGGAGUCACGUUCUCCAUGAUCAUGUACUACGGCCAUGAGUUCGUGGAUGCGCCACGCCUCUCUGCCAUCUACAAGUCGUACAGAUCACGCUCCUCUCUGGACGGUGUGGCCCGGUGAGCUUAGCUACACCAUCAUCCGUGGCCCGGUGAGCUUAGCUACACCAUCAUCCGUGGCCCGGUGAGCUUAGCUACACCAUCAUCGCAUUCACAACGCUGCAAACAACAAAUAUAUUUUUGGCCAUGGUUUAAACAUUUGAGCUGUUAAUUUGUAUAUUAUGCUAUUUUUAUUACUAUCAUUUGUAUAUUUACUUACUUUUAAAUUAUACAUAUAUAUUAUACAUGAAAUUCCAUGUCUAAAUAUGCUUCAAUAUACAGUGUGGAGUAGUGAAACCACACUAUAAGUAACACAAAACACAAAGAAAAACUCGUUGUUUCAAUCUCAAUAACACAUAAAAUCUAUAUUUUAAGGUGAAUUUUAAAAAUAAAUUUGCUCCGGAGAAGCAGGAGACUUGACGAGUAGCUACUGUUUACACAACGUGGAAUGAAACUAGAACUGCUAUUCACGCUCAUUUCACUUUUAUAAGGACUUGAAUACAUGUAUUCUCUGUACGUACUGAAUUCCUCUCAAAUCCCUCCCUCAUACUCGUACUUACUGUACCUUUAAAACGACUUGUGUAUUUUUGUGUGAAACAGUAAUAACCUUCUCCAGAGCAUUUUUAAAUAUACAGAAACCCCAAAUCAAAAUCAUAAAAACUUGAAUCAUCGUUUUCAUUACUCAAUCAUCAAUUAAUGUUAAUACCAAACCCUUGUUCCUCAUUAAUUCAAAACUUCAUGGAUUCAACAUGUUAAUCGUUUAUAGCUGGAAUAUUUGUAUCUAUAUUUUUUAGGUAGCAGCCCUACCUAGUUAAGUUUUGGUUCAGGGUAUGAUUCCUGGCCUCUACCUUUUCUUGAAACCUUUACGCUUAUCAUCUAGAAUUCCACAAAUGAGGACAUCUUUGUAAUACUGUUUUCCUAAUACUGAAACGUUUUCCUAGCUGAUAAGCUAUAGUAUAUUUUCGUGAUUUGAAUAUUGCAGCUUAUUCUAAAGUCAAAUUGGUAAUUGAUUUCUUAUCGAGAAACUUGAAAAUUUAUUUUUUAAAGUAGAAUGUAAUAACAUCAGGUGAAUGACAUUGUCGAUAAUCUUCAAUAAAUGUGUGCUUAUAGGUAUGUGACAGGACAAUUCCAUAUUGACUCAUUUGAUAUCUACACGUAUAUUUCGGAUUAAUCCCAACAACCUCUUGAAAUCAACAAUAGCUAAAAGUAUUGUUAAUAACACUUUUAAUGUAUGUGUUGUGGAGCUUCUGUAUUCAUCCCUAAGCAUCAGUCAGAGUAUAUGUUCGAUUAUCAAGAAUGAUACAAUUCGAAAUCUUUUCUCUCCGUAGCCAUCUAUUUAUAAAUUAAUAGCCUCAUUAAUAAUGUAUUUCAAAAAUAAUUACUGUCUGAACAUGUAUGUGGGCUGCUUGGUACUCUGUUAACCACAAAUCCAACUGGAUUUCAUUAUCGUUGUAAUAUUUAUCGGGCAUUAUAUACUAAGAGAAAAUUCCAUGCAGAUGCAGCCACGUAAUCUUCAAAUUAUUUUGACUCAUCGGCUAAACAUAGGUGUCAUAUUUCAACAGAGAUUGUAUUACGAGACACUCUAAUGUUCUAAUCGAAUACUUCACUAACAUUAGUAUUUUUUUAUCUGCUUCAAAUUUCUUGAGUAUCAAUGGGUAUGGCUUGAAACUAAGCAAUGUUUAAAACUUGUAUCGAUCCAACUUCAUAUAUAUCGAUCUGUAAUUAACUUAAUCAUCUUGUAUCAAUCUGUGAUUAAAUUAAUGUACAUUAAUACAA
This is a messenger RNA of Nilaparvata lugens (brown planthopper), 3689 nucleotides long. RefSeq names its product phosphatidylinositol-3-phosphatase SAC1 (gene Sac1). Gene Ontology annotation, biological process: phosphatidylinositol dephosphorylation. Bases 16 to 1938 code for a protein of 640 amino acids. Gene Ontology annotation, cellular component: endoplasmic reticulum. The transcript has 11 exons. Lineage: Eukaryota; Metazoa; Arthropoda; Insecta; Hemiptera; Delphacidae. The record is from RefSeq and is a predicted model, not a curated record. Gene Ontology annotation, molecular function: phosphatidylinositol-4-phosphate phosphatase activity.